Molecule: messenger RNA, 991 nt
Organism: Zymoseptoria tritici IPO323
Lineage: Eukaryota; Fungi; Ascomycota; Dothideomycetes; Mycosphaerellales; Mycosphaerellaceae
Exons: 3
Coding region: 69-545 (158 amino acids)
Biological process (GO): RNA splicing
Cellular component (GO): nucleus; cytoplasm; exon-exon junction complex
Molecular function (GO): mRNA binding
Source: RefSeq, a predicted model, not a curated record
CAUAGAAGCUCUCCUCGACCCUGCGCGCGACCAGACUCACGACCGACAGCCUACCACCCUUGUCCACGAUGGCCGACGCGGAAAUGGCCGAUGCGCCUACCUCGCCCGAAGAGACCAAGCCCCAGCAGAGCAAGAACGGCGGCUACACCGAGACGAAAACUGCGCAAAAGGCAGUCGCGGUGCGUAGCAUCGAGGGAUGGAUCGUGGUCGUCACGAAUGUGCACGAGGAAGCUUCGGAGGAGGACCUGCAAGAUCUGUUUGGCGAGUACGGCGAGAUCAAGAAUAUUCAUCUCAACUUGGACAGGCGGACGGGCUAUGUGAAGGGAUACGUGCUCAUUGAGUACCCGACACUGGACGAGGCGAAAGCUGCGGUCGAAGGCGCAAAUGGAGAGAAAUUGCUGGAGCAGACCAUUGGUGUGGACUUCGCAUUCGUGCGCCCACCGCCGGUCAAGGGCAGCCAAGGUCCGAAGGGAGGGCGCAAGGGCGGGAGACAACGCAGUCGCAGUCCAGGCGAGAGACGUGGACGUGAGGACGAAGAUGAGUGAGAUAUGAGGUACCUUACGAUGGACGUCCGGGGCAUUUGGCAUCGGGCCGGUGAGGUCAUCACAAAAGUCACCACGCAGGUGGUGCCUCCGUUUCUGCCUUCGAUGGCUAGGAAGCACCUGCACCGAGCAAGAAUAUUGGCGCCGACAAUGGUCGGCAGGUAGAAACCGCAAAAUCAUGCUUCAUCACUUUCUCCUUCACCCACUCACAACAGACUUAUUGUGACGACCGCGAAGAUAUUGUUACAGAGCUCACGCAUCAUUUGUGCACUCUGCCGACAGUCAUUCACUCCUCGCGGUCAACCAUGUUUCAACUACCCUCCGACGAUUCAUCAGAUUCGACGCCUUCCGAGUCACCCCCGCUGAGCCCAGGCACUGCUCAACCUCAGAAUACCCUUCAAGCUCCGACUACCACUCAAGUUCCGAUUGCCACUCAACCUCCAACUGCC